Molecule: messenger RNA, 2020 nt
Organism: Gekko japonicus
Lineage: Eukaryota; Metazoa; Chordata; Lepidosauria; Squamata; Gekkonidae
Gene: GTF2F1
Product: general transcription factor IIF subunit 1
Exons: 14
Coding region: 160-1716 (518 amino acids)
Biological process (GO): positive regulation of transcription elongation by RNA polymerase II; transcription initiation at RNA polymerase II promoter
Cellular component (GO): nucleus; transcription factor TFIIF complex
Molecular function (GO): RNA polymerase II general transcription initiation factor activity; TFIIF-class transcription factor complex binding; DNA binding
Source: RefSeq, a predicted model, not a curated record
GGAAGCGGAAGAGAGGAGCUGGCUCCGCCCAUCGGAGGCAGGAAGAACCCCGGCGUCCGGGCACUUUCUGCAAAGGAUUUCCCUCCCUACCCCCAUCAGCCCAGGUUGGUGCCUGGGCAGAGACCCAGCUAGACAGACGCCUGUACUGCCGGUCCAGGAAUGACGUCCCUGGGUACCAGCAGCCAGACAGUGACGGAAUAUGUGGUCCGCGUCCCCAAGAACACCUCCAAGAAGUACAAUAUCAUGGCCUUCAACGCCGCCGACAAAGUCAGCUUCGCCACAUGGCACCAGGCCAAGAUGGAGCGAGAUCUGAGCAACAAGAAGAUCUAUCAGGAGGAAGAGCUGCCGGAGUCGGGAGCCGGCAGCGAGUUCAACCGCAAGCUGCGUGAGGAGGCGCGUCGCAAGAAGUACGGCAUCGUCCUGAAAGAGUUCAAGCUGGAAGACCAGCCCUGGAUUCUGAAAGUCAACGGCAAAGCCGGCCGCAAGUUCAAGGGGGUGAAGAAAGGGGGCGUGACGGAGAACACCUCCUACUACAUCUUCACCCAGUGUGCCGACGGCGCUUUCGAAGCCUUCCCGGUCAACAACUGGUACAACUUCACGCCCGUCGCCAAGCACCGCACCCUGACGGCGGAGGAGGCGGAAGAGGAAUGGGAGCGGCGGAACAAGGUCCUGAACCACUUCAGUAUAAUGCAGCAGCGGCGGCUGAAGGACCAAGGCGACGAGGAGGAGGAGGAGAAGGAGAAGAAGAGCAAGAAGAAAGGCAGCGACCUCCGGAUCAACGACCUGGAGGAGGACCUGGAGAUGAGCUCGGACGAGAGCGAGCUGAGCGACGCUGACGGUGAGAAGCCGGCCAAGCCGAAAAAGGCCGCCCCGCAGAACAAGAAGAAAAAGAAGAAGAAGGGCUCGGACGACGAGGCCUUUGAAGACAGCGACGACGGGGAUUUCGAGGGCCAGGAGGUGGACUACAUGUCUGAUGGGUCCAGCAGCUCCAUGGAGGAAAUGGGAGGCAAACCCAAAGCGGCCAAAGAGGAAGACGUCCCGAAAGGGAUCGACGAAGCGAGCGAGAGCAGCGAGGAGAGCGAAGAGGAGAAGCCCGUGGAGGAGGAGAAGGAGGAGGAGGAGGAGAAGAAGGCCCCCACCCCGCAGGAUAAGAAGAAAAAGAAAGACACGAGCGACGAGUCGGAGACCUCAGAAGACAGCGACAUCGAGAGCGAGGCGUCUUCCGCACUCUUCAUGAUGAAAAAGAAGACGCCUCCGAAGAAGGAACGGAAGGGCUCUGCCAGCAGCUCCCAGGGCAACAGCCGCCCGGGGACGCCCAGCGUGGACUCCGGCAGCACCUCCUCGACCCUGCGGGCGGCAGCCACCAAACUGGAGCAAGGCAAACGGCAAGCGGGGUCCAGCGAGCUCCCUGCGGCCAAGAGGGUGAAGAUGGACGCCGGGUCCCAAGCGGCCUCCGCCUCUGGGAAGUCAACGCCCCAGCCGCAGUCGGGCAAGUCAACCCCCAGCAGCGGAGACGUGCAGCUGACGGAGGACGCCGUGCGCCGCUACCUGACCCGCAAGCCCAUGACCACCAAGGACCUGCUGAAGAAGUUCCAGACCAAGAAGACGGGCCUGAGCAGCGAGCAGACAGUCAACGUGCUGGCCCAGAUCCUCAAGCGCCUCAACCCCGACCGCAAGAACAUCAACGACAAGAUGCACUUCUUCCUGAAGGAGUGAGGGCGGCCGAGGGCCCAGCGGAGACGGACUCAGCCUCCCACCGCCAUGAGCCCCUCAUGUUAGAACAGCAGUUGGGAGGCAGGGCUCAGAACUCGGACCGCGGGGGCUCCGUUUCACCCUUCAGGGAGAAAGAGGCCUCCUCAGGGCAAGCGCCCUGCUUCUUCCUUGAGAUCGGAGCGGUAGAAGGGGGUAGAUCAUCACUGCCCGUUGAGAAGCAUCGAAGGCACAAUCUCUUUCGAGUAGCCGACGUUUUCUCCACCGUAUGGAGGGAUUUGCGAAUGAAGUGCUGUAUUUUAAAAAUAAA